Octopus sinensis (East Asian common octopus) is the source of this 1448-nucleotide messenger RNA. Its product is annotated as clarin-2. Bases 453 to 1142 code for a protein of 229 amino acids. The record is from RefSeq and is a predicted model, not a curated record. Lineage: Eukaryota; Metazoa; Mollusca; Cephalopoda; Octopoda; Octopodidae. The transcript is spliced from 3 exons.
UAGAGCUACUACGAUCAAUAAUAACAGUUGUUAGCAUCAUCAGUUGACUACGUGUAUCAAUGUGAAUUUAGGUAAACAGUUAAGACUUUUAGUUUAAAGCGUUAGUUUGUUCAAGUCAGUACUCUAGGUCAGGUCAGCGGACUAUUGUCAUAUAUUGAAGAGGAUAACUAUAUUACGAGAGAGAAACUGCGUUACAAUAGAUCAAUGAACUCAUUAAUUAUUUCGUUUAUUUAUAAUGUAUAUCAUCGUCAUGGUAAUAAGGUAGUGUUCCAGAGGAAAUAAUUAACAUCUAGACAACAAAAUUAGAAAUUACAGGUGGAAAAAUCUGACAGAGUCAUAAAUGAAGGAAGAAUAAUUGUUGAUUCCUUUACGAUAUAUGUAUAUAUAAGACAAGACAAAAAAAAAAGGAGCUCAUGUAAAUGCAACACAGGAACAAGUUAUACAUCUAAUCAAUGGAGAAGAAAAAGCGUCCGUAUGUUGGCUUUACCCUGUUAUUUAUAACAGUUGGUAUUGUCAUAUUAAUGAUGUCUUUAGCUACAGAUUACUGGGUGUGUGUCCAUCCAAAACUCUUAAUAGGAGAAAACAACGCAACAGAUACACGGCGAUACAGAGGUUCUAUACAUUAUGGACUAUUCAGAGGUGGUAUAAUGCUGAACUACGGACUAGGGGAUCGUUUGUCGAAAAUAGUAGUGAGCCAGAAUAUCAAAGACAUGAAUUUAAUGGAUUAUGGUAUGUGGAUAACUGUCGUGGUUCUGCAUUUAUUGGCAAUUGUUUGGGCUGUUGUGGCUGCUGGAUUUACAUUGUUCAAUUUAUUUGGUAAACCAAUAGAGACUAUCACCGGACCUUUUGGUCUCUAUGUAUGGAAUGGGUGUGCUGCAUCAUUCACUCUGCUUUCAAUUGUGAUCUUUCUUGUCCUCUUCAAGACGAGUAUCUACGACAAAAAUAUCUUUGAACAGGCUGAAAUUAAUACUGGGUGGAGAUCUGUUGGACUCUCUCACCCAAGCUGGUCAUUUUAUAUAAACCUGGGAGCCCUUGGGUGUUUCCUACUCAAUAUUUUGUUGCUCAAGAUAUCAGAUGUGAGACCUUGUCGCCCCAGACUUACAAAAGAAGAGAAAGCAACACAAGAUGAUUUUAUAUACUAAAUAUUCACACUAUUUUCUGUAUUCAGAAGCACUAAUACUUUCUUUCUGGUCUAAUCAUGCCAAAAGAACUCAGGAAAUAUUACUGUUAAAUUACUAUUGUGUUUUGAAAAAAAAAACUGUCUCAGUUUAAUAUUUACUCUUAGCGUUCAUUGCUACUUGUAACAUUAGACUAUAUAACUUUCCAUCCACACAUAUUUCUUCCUGUUAUUCUUAGACUUCUACUUUCACAACUUCCAUUCAUUUCAUUGUAACCAUGAUUAUGUUCCAUCAAUAAAUUGUAUGCUUAAAGUCUUUUGGUAAAUUAAA